UGAUAAGUGUUCAUUAACUAUCAGGUAUUAUCAACGGAUUAUGUGACUUUUGAAAUUGACGAAACGUUUUAAUUUUAGACUUAUGUUACUUACUUUAUCAUAGAAAUCGAAAGAAUAAUAGAAUCAUCACAGGACUUGCCACUAAAUCAAAUUACUCCCAAUUGUCAUAUGAAAGAGAAAAUAAUCUAAAGUAAAACGAGCAAGAAUGAUAUCACUAAAAGGUGUGGAGUACUCUAAAAAAAGUAAAGACCUGUGAUAUUGAAAAGAUAGACUGCAGAAACAUAUGCAUCACAGGGGUUGAUCGUGAGCCAUAUCACUUGAGUUCUGUAGCAUUUCGAGGACGUGACCCACACGUCUGAGGUCACCAGUCAGUGGUCCCUUCGGGUUGACUGCCAUGUCUUUGUUCAAUCACUACAGCCUGUUUCUCAUACUAGUCCUACUUUGCCUAAUAUUAUCGGUUGAAUAAAGGCGGCCUUUUGGUAUGAACAACGGCUAUCAUAAUGAGUAUAUAUAUAUAGUAUAAUAUUGUAUUACUAAGUACGCUUGUGAUUCCUUUUCAGACUUCUAUGGUUUAUUGAUUAAAAACGAUGAAGAUGAAAUCCAUAACCGAUAACGUUGUAAAAUAUAAUGAUGAAUUAUUCAUUAAAUGUAAAUGGGGUGAUUGCAAUCAGUUGUUCCCUAAUUAUACUCGUCUUCAUGUUCAUUUAAUGAGAUGUCAUAUAAAAUAUGCAACGCAUAUUUGUUUAUGGAAUGAUUGUCAAAUGAAUACUCUUCAAGAUCAUCUGCAAUUAUUACGUCAUGCAUUGUUACAUGCAUUUUUUGAAGAUUGUAUAGUUAAUACCAAUAAACUACUUAAAUCUCAUCAUGAAACAUGGAGUUUUGUCUGCUCUGGACCCAGUUAUCAAAAACCAGCUUAUCGUCAACGAUCAAUAGACACAUUCUUAUCAAAUCCUGUAAUUUUACAGGAAGGUUUCCGUUGUCAAUGGAAAGAUUGUCAUUACGUUACAGAUGUAGCCGUCUUAUAUGUAGAUCAUGUUUUUCAGCAUGAUUAUUCGGACAAGCAUAGUGAUGAUGAUAAUGACGAUGACGAUAGUGAUGAUGAACGCCAUGAAGAUAGUUCUCAGUUAAUUUGUUUAUGGCAAUCAUUAGAUAAUGAUAAAAGAAAUAAUUCAACACAGUUGAAUACUUGUAACUUUGUAUGUAAUCGUCGUCCGGUACUUCGUCAUCAUGUGCGUCGUCAUACUGGAUUACCAAAUUACAUUUGUUCUAGCUGUCUGACUUGUUUUACAGAGUUUGCUAAUUUCAAAGAGCAUUUUAUAUGGAGUUUACUUGGAGAUCAGCAGAAUGCGAUACGAUAUAAUGAGCCAGGCAAUGAAGAUAACCACUGUCCAAUUGAAUUGAAGAUUAUCGAGGAAUCGAAAUAUUUCCCCAAACAUCUUGUAGGCAUAGCUUUAUUUCGAUGUCCUACAUGUAUUAGAGCAUUUAUAACAAAAGAAUGCUGGUCUACCCAUAAAAAUGGAUGUCCCAAGUCAAAAAACAAAAUGAAGAUUACUGAUACUACUACUUCUACUAGUAAUAAUAAUAAUACUAAUACUACUACAGAUGAAGUAAUAAAUCCAAAACCAUCGAAAAAUAAUGCUGUUAUAAAUCCUCGAAAACGUGUUUCACAACCAUAUUAUAAAACAGUUGUAAAUACUACUGACUAUCUAUACUGUUGUCAAGUCGGUAAUUGUACAUAUAAGUCAAGUAAAUUAACUGGAUAUCGUUGUCAUUAUAGACGUUAUCAUUUAAGUAGUAAUCCUGAUGGUCUAUGGUAUUCAUGUCAUAUAUGCACAGCAUACAAAGCCGCUAGAUAUCAUAACGGUACGAGUGGUCCUUUAGCACCAGAUCUUGAUGAAAUCAUUGGAGACUCAGAUGAAGAAAGCCAAUCGAAUGAGGAGGUACUUACUUCCGCUGAAUUAUUAGAACGUUUAUAUCAAAUAUGGCAAAAUGAAAAGAUUGCACCUGUACUGCUAACUGCACACUCUGACUUAUUAGGUCUUAUUCAAACUGAAGUUAAUCAAUUAGAGUCUGAAGCGAAAUCUUUACCAGCUGGUGAUUUAAAAGCUCAAAUGAAACGAAUUCAAGUUGAACGAAUCCGUUUUAUUAUUGCAGAUUAUAUGCGGGUUCGUAUUAAAAAGAUUGAAAGAUUCGCUGAACAUGUCUUGGCUGAAGAACGAUCACGUAAUCCGAAUGAUCCACCGCAUUUAACUGUAGAAGAAUACCUUUUUGCUAAAUCAUAUGCAAACAGUAUUCGAGAUUAUUUAAAGAAUAAUAUUAUUAAUCGUUUACCGGCUAAUAUGCAAUCUGUUAAAGAUGAAGAAUUAGCAUAUCAUCCAAAUCCAAACAGUUAUGUCUUCUGUCGAUCGCUGAAGAAAAUUGAUUACAUCGAAGCAUUUGAUUAUAAUACUGAUGGUAGUCAAACGUCUGUGUCACUCACGUUGGAACCUGGUGCUCAACAUCUUUUACCAUACAGUUGUAUUCGACCAUAUGUGGAAAGUGGUGAUGUCAUCUUGAUAUGA
Molecule: messenger RNA, 2561 nt
Organism: Trichobilharzia regenti
Lineage: Eukaryota; Metazoa; Platyhelminthes; Trematoda; Strigeidida; Schistosomatidae
Source: the annotation of a GenBank genome assembly